AUGCCGUACGAAAGCUUCACGCCGCAGCAGCAGGUCGAGAUCACCGAGGUCGUGCAGGACCCGGCCACGGGCGCGUGGAUGUACGUGCUGCACGUGCAGCGCGGCAACACGAGCACGUACUCAUCGCCGCGCGGGCCCGUGGAGGAGGGCUUCAGCCACGAGUACGUCAUCAGCCGGCGCUUCAGCGAGUUCAAGCAGCUCCACACGGCGCUGGUGUCCGUCAUGGGCGACGAGCUCACGCCGCUGCCGGCCGACGGUCUCAUCACGCUGCUGAUGGCCGACAACCAGGCGCUGCUGGACGAGCGGCGCCAGGUGCUGGCGCAGAUCGUCAUGGACAUCCUGAACCACCCCGUGGCGCGCGACCUGCCGGACGUGCUCGAGUUCCUGGGCCACGAGUCCAUCAGCGCCAAGGUCAUGGCGCCGCUCUCGGGCCAGUGCACGGGCUCGAUCCGCAAGACGUCGAGCCCCGCGUGGACGGCGCUCAACUGCGCGUCCGUCAUGUCGUCGUAG
Molecule: messenger RNA, 510 nt
Organism: Phytophthora sojae
Lineage: Eukaryota; Oomycota; Peronosporomycetes; Peronosporales; Peronosporaceae
Exons: 1
Coding region: 1-510 (169 amino acids)
Molecular function (GO): phosphatidylinositol binding
Source: RefSeq, a predicted model, not a curated record